This is a messenger RNA of Penaeus vannamei (Pacific white shrimp), 1148 nucleotides long. The record is from RefSeq and is a predicted model, not a curated record. Lineage: Eukaryota; Metazoa; Arthropoda; Malacostraca; Decapoda; Penaeidae.
AUGUCUCGUGACGUCAGUAAUGAAUUCGUGACGUCACUUAUGCUUGAUGUUCGUGACGUCACUAAUGACUCCAUUCGUGACGUUGCAUAUUGCACGCCGUGUAUUGCAGACUGUGUAUUACAGGCUGUGAAUUGUAGUCUGUGCAUUGCAGGCUAUGUAUUGCAGGCCGUAAAUUGCAGGCUGUGUAUUGCAAACCGUGUGCUGCAGGCUAUGUAUUGCAGGCUGUGUACUGUAGGCUGUGUACUGCAAGCCGCUAUGGAAGUUAGUCUGCGAAACGAGCCGGGUCCCGGGAGGCCACCAACGGCGAGUGCGACCGCUUCGGCAGCGACCCCGUGGCCUCGGCGCCGCGACGCACCACGCGCUACCAGGAGGCCGUCAGCGAGGGCCACGAGGGGGGCGUCGACCCCCCGCGCCACGCCCCCAAGACGAGGGACAGCCGUCGCUCCGGUAGGAACUCCAGCAGGGCCGCUGCUGCUGCUGCUGCCGCUGCCGCCGCUGCUGCUGCCCGCCUCCGAGAAGUCCCCGAAGAACAACAACCACCUGAAGGACCUGAAGGAGGACCCCGAGCUCAAGUGGAGCCAGGAGAACCGCCUGAAGCUGGAGGGCGAGUACGUCUCCGAGGGCCAGACGCUGCUGGAGCCCAUGGUGAAGAGCGAGACCACCCACGAGGAGGAGCGCCGCGAGAAGAAGGCCAAGGUCAAGCUAAAACACAAGAUGGCGGCGAAGGAAGACGCGACGACCGGCACCUCCGUACAAAACAACAUCCGGCCCCUCGAGGUCGACGCCCAAGUACAAGAUCUGGAUGUGAACCAGCAGCUGCAGCAGCACCAUCACCAGCAACAACAGCAGCAGCAGCAGCAUCAACAGCAACAACAACACCAACUGCAGCAACAUCAACUGCAGCCUCCACAGCAACAACAGCUGAUACAGCUACAACCUUCACCACCGCAGCAACAAAUACAGCUGCAACAGUCGCAACUCCAAGCACAGCAACUACAGCAACAACAGCUACAACAACAACUCUUGGUGGAAGAGGUCGACUGCCACACAAACCCGGACAUGGAGGACAAGAAGAAGAAAAGAGAAGACAGGAGAGACGAGAAGAGGAAGAAGAAGCUGAAGCAUUUGGAGGAAGAAAACCUGUCAAA